Molecule: messenger RNA, 11397 nt
Organism: Chlamydomonas reinhardtii
Lineage: Eukaryota; Viridiplantae; Chlorophyta; Chlorophyceae; Chlamydomonadales; Chlamydomonadaceae
Exons: 9
Coding region: 288-11021 (3577 amino acids)
Source: RefSeq, a predicted model, not a curated record
GAAGUACAGUAUUACUGAUUAUGAUGCACAUGAUAAGCAUUUACCAUUUUGGGUGUGAGGGCGACAUUGAAUAUGGAUCCAGCUGCCGAAAUCUUGAACUCGCUCGCCAACUUCAUGUGUCUAAUACAGAAGCCACUACAUGUAAUAUGUGCCGUCAGCAUAUUAGCACAAGGAGAGCAGCUUAUGCGAAGCUGACGGGUUGAAUACGCUAGGUGACAAAACAGCUGGACCGGAUGGUUUGCUUCUUACAACCCCUCCUAGCUUGAGAACUUUUCAAGCUACUAGAAAUGAGGAAAGGACGUGGCGGUACAGUUUAUGGCUCGCUAGCGGCGGGGGGGCGUGGCCACCGCUCCAUGGACGACGGUGCCUUGCUCGCUGAGGCAAACGCGACUGCACCAGGCGCGAAACGGCCACAAGUUGGACAAAAGCCAGCUGGUGGUCGUGGCUGGAACACCUCGACGCGGGCAACGCCAGCAUGGAAACGCAGCAGCAAGGAGAACAAGGAGAAUGUUAAGGCGCCGGUUCCCAGCAAAUAUGCGCACGUCUCGACGAAGCUCGAUGCCCCGAUUUACAAGCAGCGCGCGGGCCUGACAGAGAACAGUAACGCGAUUCUAGGUGCGGCUGGGGUGCUGCGCGCACACGGCGCGCAUGCAACGGAGCCCACCGGAGCCGAGCCGGAGAGCCACAGCAUUAGCGUGAGCACGGCAGAUGUCUUCUCUCCUGCCGCAGCCCCUUACGUUAAUACCCGGCGCGGCAGCAUGCUGGGCAGUCCAUAUCAGGACCUGCCGGCCACGUCCUUUGAGGACGAGCGCCCCACAACCCCUCCCCAGGCCGCGCUCAGCCAGGUCGAAGAGGACCCCAUCCUGCGGCGCACGCCCUCGCCGCGCGUGUCCCAGCACCCGUCCGUGGCGGCUCUGUACCAGUACGCUCAAGAGGUGUGCACGCCGGUAUCGUGCAACUCCAAGCCCGUGCGCAGCGGCACGCCGCCGGAUUGCGCGGAGCUCGUAUCGGCGCUCGAAGGCGCGGCGCACGGUGUGGACACCGACGCAACAGGCGGCGAGCUGUGCGGUUCGUUCGGCUCCUGGCUGGCGGGGAUGGGGCUGGACGCGGGGCUGCUGUCCGCCUCUGCGCUGGCAAAGAUGCAGCUGCUGUGGGAGAAGGCCAAGGAGGCCAUGCAGCUACAGGCGGUGGUGGAGCAGCUCAAGGAGGCGGAGCUGCAGCUGGCGCAGCAGGAGGCGGAAGACAACGCACGCCACGUCGACAUCCUGCUUGCCGAGAACGAGAACCUGCUGGGCACCAAGGCCCAACUGCAGGAGCAGCUGGCCGUUGCGGAGCAGCGCCUGGCGCACUUGGCCGCGGCUGCGCCGGUGCCGACGCCGCACGUGCAGAUCGCCCCGGCCGAUGACCCCUGCCCCGGUGCAGCCCUCGCCGCCGCAGCGGAGUCACCGGCCAAAGCGCACUCGUGGGCGUAUGGCGAACACCGCGAAGCUUCCUCUGUGAGCGUGGGCCAGUGGCCUCCGGCCUUCGGUGCCAUGGAAUCGCCUUCCACGGCUGCCUUCGCCCCCGCGGCGUCGCCGCAGGCACUGCACAGCCCCAGCGGCGGCGCCGUCCCUGCCACGAGCGGCGCCGCGAGCGGCGCAGCUGGCGGCUUCAGCAUCUCGCUGGGCUCUCUGGCGCACCCCAGCCCUGGCGUCGCCAGCCCUACUGCACAGGCGCUCCCCGUGCCGCAGUCACCCUCGGACAGCGUGAACGGCCCGGCGGCACCCGCCGGCGCCGCUGCGACCCCGGGCCUCAGCUUCACCAGCGCCGUCUCGCAGCUGCCCUUCGGCACCUGGGGCGCCGGCGGUGGCUUCGGUGGCGAUGACUUUGGAGCAGUUCCAAGCCCCUCCUGCAGCGUGGGCUUCGGCGGCUUCGGUUCAGUCGGCGGCUUUGGCGGUGCUCCUCAAAUUCCCUCUCCCAACGAGGCCCAGUCAGCGGCGGCUCAAGAGCCAAUGCCGGAGGCGCAGGCCGCCGACCCCCGCCAGGCGCCGUCGUCGUGGCCGCUCAGCCCUGGCGGGGCCGUCAGCACCUACUCCGCGCAGACCGAGCAGGUCCAGCCUGGUGCCGCUGAUGAGGCCACCAGCCGCGCCAGCGCCAGUGCCCAGCCCACGCCCGUAAGCAGCGCAGCCCCGCAGCUGUCGGCCGGACUGAGCACCGUGUCCCGCCAGCAUCCCCCGGCUUUCGGUUACGAGUCGUGGCGCGCCCUGCAGGAGGCACAGACUCCUGAGGCCGCCGGUCUGCUUCCCAGCAGCCUGGCAGCGUCGCCGGCGUCCGUGCAGGCGCCAGCUGCAGAGGCGCUGCCGUCACCGCAGGGCUUUGCCGCGCUGCAGCCGCAGCUGGUCCCCACGGGCGCCAUGUCAUCACCACACGCCUCCGGCCUGCAGUCGCUGCAGCCUUCCGCCGCGCCGCCAUCACCGCAGCCCGCGGGCGCCAUGCCGUCACCGCACGCCUCCGGCCUGCAGUCGCCGCAGGCCUCCGCCGGGCUCAGCGUCGUGUCGCACUCGCCGGCGCCGGUGCCGUUUGGUGCCUGGUCCAGCGCGCAGCAAGGUGACGGCCAGGACGCACAGAGCCUGGGCGGUGGCUUCGACCUCGGCGCUGCCACGCACUCGCAGCCAACGCUCCCUGCUUCUCCGGGCAGCUUUGUCAGCUCGCCUGCGAUUCCCAGCAGUCCUGCCGUGGCUUCUCCGCUGCUGUCGCCGGUCCCAGACACUCUGCUGCACACCGCCUCGGCCUCGGCUACCACCGCUGGCGCCGCUGCCGGCAAGGACUCACCAUCGGCUGCUGCCCAGCUCCGCAGCAACCCACUGUUCGAGUACGAGAUGGAGUCGCCUGCACCUCACACACCGCUGCCCACACGCAGCGACGGCCUGCUUGGGCCCAUGCCUGCGCCAGAGACCUCUCCCGAGCCUGCGUUCCCCAGCCUCGCCUCCACGCCCAUGACCCAGGUCAGCGCCGCCGGCCGCACCCCGGGCGAUGCGGCCGAGAGCACUGCGGAGCCGAUGGACUACAGCCCUGCCCCGGCGCACAUGCCGUUCGGCCUGGAAGCCGUGAUGGAGAGCCCCAUCGCGGCCUCUGGCUUCGGGAGCCCCGGCCCCUUCGGCGAAGGCUUUGGUGCUAGCUUCGGCGGCCCGUUCGGCGGCGGCUUUGCUGCCGACGGCUUCGAUGACUUGGGUGACAUGCCGUCGCCGCCGGCCGUCAGCGCGCUGUCGCUGCCGGCGCACGGCACAGCUGCGGGGCAGGCCUUCAGUGGCAUGCCCUUCGACGCCUGCGUGCCUGUGGAGCACGCGGCGGCUGCCGCUGAGGCCGGCCCUGCGGGCGCCCAGACCGCAGACGCAGGCGCGCCCAGUGCUGCUGAGGCCGCCGAAUCGACGGACGCUGUGGUCACAGGCGCGGGCAAGGCGUUCCACGGCGUUCAAGUGGAGGCUGACGGCUACAGCAUGCCGGCGGCUGAGGGCCCUGUCGAGGCGCCCGUGGCGGUUCCGGCUGCUGAUGCCGUUAACGAGCUGGCGGAAGGGGAUGUGGCGUCAGCGGUGCAGCAGCGGAAGCCAGUGCCCGGGGGCGUCAGCCAGCCUGUGCGGUACGAGGCCACGGACGAGGUGGGGGACUUGUUGCAGCAGCCAGAGGUGGAGCACACCUGCGCCAAUGAUCCAUAUGCUGAAGAGGCCAUUGGUGAUACCGGGGCAGAGACGGAGCCGGCCGCUGCUCACUGCUUUCCUGAUCCGGCCAGUCCCAUCGCUGCCAGCUACCUGGGGCUCGGUGACGUGGGCUCGCCGCCAUGCGCUGGCGCCGUGCUGUCGCCUGUGGGCAGCGUGCAGGCGAACGCACAGUCGCUGGCGCAGCCGCCGGCGGCCGUGACACCGGCGCACGCUGCAGAGGCCGAGCCACCGGUGGCAGAGGUCGCUACCGUGGCCGAGGCCUCGCCUGUUCGGCCGGCUGCCGCCUGCCCAGCGCCGGUGCUGGAUCAGGAGGAGCCGGCCACGUCGUCGCCCGCUGCCGAGCAGCAGGCGCGUGACGCGGCCGCCGCCGCGCCAGCUGCGGAGGUGAUGUCGCCCGUGCCCGCCGCCGGCCCGUCCUUCGAAGCGCCAGCGUCCGGCGCCAGCAGUGCCGUCAAGCCCUCCACGCCUGGCGGCGGCGAGGGCUGCCCCGACGCCGACGGCGGCGCCCACAGCUACCCGAACACCCCGUCCGGCGCCUGGCCCGCCUCCCCCACAAGCACUAUGUAUGCCACGCCCCUGGAGGCCUUCGCCACGCCGCACUCGCUGGCGUCCUUCUACACCGCCGCCCACAUGACCGCGCUGCGCAUGCUGAGCGCCGUGCAGACGCCGGCCACCGGCAACAACGGCGGCCUGGCCAUGCUCGGCAUUCCCACGCCCGUCGCCAGCUUCAGCUUUGGCAUGAUGGGGCCGGCGGGCGGCGCCCCGGGCGCCGCCGCCGCCGCGGCCACGCCGGCCCUGGCGCGGGGCUUCCCUGUCAUGGUCGGCGGUGACCCGGCAACGCCUGGAUUCGGCUUUGGGGACGUGUCACCGGCGGAGGCGCAGGCACAGCCGUUUGCUGGGGCGGGCGGAGACAGCUUCGGCUCGCCGCUGCCGCUGAUGGCGCUGACGCCGGUGCAGAUGCGCACGCUGGACGACCUGGCGAGCCGCGUGCUGGCGGCCAUGAGCCCCUCGCUCCUGGCCCGCGUGGAGACCUGCGCCGAGCUCGGCGAGGACGAGGCAAAGGCCAGCACCACCAGCUCGCCUGAGGAGGCAAGCCGCGCAGGCGAGCAGCAGGAGCAGCAGCAUGCCUCUCCCGCAGCAACAACUCUGAGCGCGCCGGCCGCCGCCAGUCCCAUCGCGUUCGGCAGCUUUGCGCAGCUGCUGUCGCAGCUGCACUCGCCGCUGCCCGUGGCACACCGCCGGGAUGCGCUCGCAAAUGCGGUCACGCAUGGUGGCGCUAGCGGCGGGGCUGCGGCAGCAGCGGAAUCGGAUGCGGCAUCCCCGCCAGCCGCUGCGAUUGCCGCACCUGCCUUUCUGGUGCCAGGCAGCCCCGCGGCCUUCAACUUUGCCCAGCUUGUUGCUCAGCUGCACUCGCCCAUGCCGCUUGCACAUAUGCCGCGUCGUGCUGCGCCCAGCAAUGCGGCAGCCGCGCCAGCAGAGGCAUCAACCCCGUCGCCGCCGGCCGCGUCUGGGCCGUCCCAGGCGUCCGCAGCCGUGCCGACCGAUCCCGCUGCCUUUGACCUGGCGGCCAUGCUGGCGCACCUGCAGUCGCCUCUGCCGCAGCCGGUGGCCGCACGCCGCAUGGCUGCGGAGCGCGCGGCGGAGGGCGCAGCUGCCGCAGCGGUGGCCCCAGUCGCUGCCGCGGCUGCGGCGGCGCCGGAGGCGGCGCCGGCGGUGCCAGGAAGCCCAGCGGCCUUCAACUUCGCACAGCUGCUGACGCAGCUGCACUCGCCGCUGCCCAUGCCCAUGCACCGACUGAGCCGCUCCUCUGCUGCUGCCAGCCAGCCCAUCAGUGCGCCGGCCGUGCCCCAGCCGCAGGAGCCGCUGUCCAAGGAGGAGCAGGCAACUAAGAAGGAGCAGAAGGAGGCUGCCGAGGCUGCCGGCGCCGCCCCCGACGCAGCUGCUGCCUCGCCCGGUGCCAACGAGCCUGUGACGGUCGCAGACGCGAUGCCCAACUUCGCCAAGCUGAUGGCUUUCCUGAAUGGCAACGGCAGGCAGCCGGCCUCGCCUGCUCCCGCGCGCGCUACCGCACGGGCCGUCGGUGACAGCAACGCCGGUGCACAGGACAACGCGGUUCACGACGCUGCGCCUUCCGCACCCGCGCCCAUGGACGGGGCGGGCGCUGCUGCGGCCAUGUUCAACUUCGCGUCACUGAUUGCGCACCUACACUCGCCCAUGCCGAACGGCGCAGCGCUGGCGCUCGUCCCCAACCCCGGCGCCUUUGCUGCCAGCCAAGGCCAGGCUCCCGGCCCCUCGGUGCCGGCCGACUCCCCCGGCGCCGGCCUGGAGGCUGACAGCCCCGCGGCGAUGGCGGGCGGCGCCAUGUCUCACGGCGGCGCCGCGCAGCAGGACUCGCCCGCGAACUCGGAGGCCGCGAGCUUCGGCUUCAGCACCGCUGCCAAGCUGUCCACCCGCGUGACGCCCUCCACCACGCCCGGCGCCGGCAAUGCCAGCUUGAUGCGCUGGGCCAAAGAGACGGCGCCGCCCACGUUCCGCCUGGACAGCGACCGGCCUGGCGGCAACGGCCGCAGCCGCCUCUCCCGCACACCGCCCACGCCAGUCAGCUUCAGCUUCGGUGCGCCUGGGGCCGUCGACGACGGCGCCACGCCCGCGGCGCACGGUGGCUUCCGCGGCAGCUGGGGCGCUGCCGCGGCCGAGGCGGACGCCGGCGCCGGCGCCGCCGGUGAGAUGGUGCUGGCACAGCCGGCUGAGCAGCAAACGCCCUCCUCCGCGGACACCGCGCCGCGCUCACCCGUCAUGUCUCUGGGCUUCAACUUCCACGCAGCGGCGGACGGCACCCAGUCGCCAGCCUACAUCUUCGGGAACGCGGCCGCGGCGGCUGCAGCGGCUUCGCCGCACUCGUCCAUGUUCAUGCUCGCGGCAGGCGGCCCGCCGGGCGGCGUGGCGGCGGGUGCCAUGCCGCAUUCGCCCAUGUUUAUGAUGGCCGCCCCGGGCGGUGGCGCCGGCGGGCCGAUGCCGCACUCGCCCAUGUUCAUGAUCGCUGCGGCUGGGCACCCGGCCAUGGCUCCCGCCUCCAAUGCGCCGCACUCGCCCGCGUUCUCCUUCGGACACGCCGCCGAGGGCUCGUGCCCCAUCACCCCUGGCUUUGGCUUCGCCGACGCCGCCGCCGCAGCUGCUACUGUUGCUGCUACUUCACCCCAGUCGCCGGCCUUCGCGUUUGGCGCCAACGGCACCGACAGCACUGCGGCGCCGCACUCUUCCGCCUUCUCCUUUGGAAACCAUCUGGUGGCCGCGGAGCCGGGCGCGGCCGCAGGCACCCCCGUGGCUUUCCUGGGCGGCCGCCCGUACAUGCUGGCCCACGCGGCCUCCACGCCCACCACGGCACGCGGCGUCGCUGGUGGCCAGUCGGCCGGAACCCCGGGCGCCGACGCCGCGGCUGCGGGCGCGGUUCCGCCCAGCCCCACGCCAUCGCUGGGCUUCUGGAUGAUGGUGCCGCGCGGCGGCUCAGCUGUGCCCGGCAGUCCCGCGCCGACGGACCUCAGCUUCGCCUUCGGCGACAUGGGCAGUGCGGGCUGCGUGGUCGGCACGCCCAUCAUGGGCGGCAUGGUGCCCGGCGCGGAGCACGCGUCCCCCGUGCUGCCCGCCGCCUGGCAGCAGCUGGUGGGCGCGUCGCCGAUCUGGGGCUUGGCGCCCGCUGCCCAUUCUGACGACGCAGACACGCCGGAUGCUGCUGCCUGGGUGCCGUCGGCGGCGGCAGCGGCUGGCGCCCCCGCCUUCUGGUCGUCGCUGCUUGGCAGCCUGCACUCGCCCAUGCCCAUGAUGCUGAACCCGCGGCGCGGCGCCUCCCAGCAGCAGCCGGCGGCUGCCCCCGCUGCGGUGCAGCCGCAGGCGCAGCUGCGCUUUGAGGAGCAGCAGAGUGAGGAGCAGCACUCGGCCGCUGCAGUCGCUAGCAUGGACCCUCCCUCCCUGGACAUGCUCCCCAUGGCAGCAGGGGGCAGCGCCGCCACCACUGGCGCCGUACACGGCGCCGCCACGCAGGCCUCCGGCGCCACGGCCGCCUGCGCCGCGCCCGCGGCCGCCACCUUCUCCUUCACCUCUGCAGCGGCGCCGGAGCAGCAGCAGCUGCAGCAGCCAGCGCUGUUGCAGCAGGAGCAAGCGCAGGAGGGGCAGGCAAGGGCCGCGGCCGGCAAGGUGGAAGCAGAGGAGGGGCGGGCAGGGGUCGCGGCUGGCCAGGUGGAAGCGGAGGAGGAGGAGGAGGAGGAUCAGGACACGCCUCGCGAGGCCGUGCUGCCGCCGCCGUCCUACGAGGACCUGCCAGAGCUCAUCGCGGCCGGGCUGUGCAUGUCCGUGUCGGCUACCAUGGCGCCGCCGCCGCCCGUGCUGCCGCCGCCGGCGGAGUCGCCGGCAGCCAGCGCCCUGGACGCCUGCAGCUCCGUGGGCGAGAACCCAACGCCGUUCAGCCAGCGCCUGGACGGCAUCGCUGCCGCCGACGUAGCCGUCUCGCGCCCGGCGCUUCUCGCCGCCACUACCGCUGGCGCGCCAGCUGCCAUCGCUGCGGCUGCGCCCGACGGCAAGGCUGGCUACGGCGGGCUCCUGUUCACGCCGGUGCGCCGCGUCACCGCUGAUGCCGCCAACCUGAGCCCUGGCGAUGGUGCCGCGGCAGCGGCAGCCCCUGUGCUGGAGACGCUGGCGGUGCAGUCCGUGAGCGACAGCAGCCGCAGCGGGCUGGAUGCGCAGGUCAGCACCGCGGGCAUGGAGGCUGGCCGCACCACCGAUGACGCCGCGGCCACGCCGUCCCGGCUGUUGACCGCCGCCAGCGGCUGCGCGCGCGCGGAGGAGGACACGCCCUCCGUCCACAGCUCCCCUGUCUUCAGCUUCGGCCAGCCCCCCUCCUCCGCGGGCGAGCCAAGCAUCUGCGCCGGCUCCGCCGCUGCGCCGCCGCGCCUCACGGUGGCGCAGGACCGCCACGACCUGACCAGCCUGAGCAGCCCACCGCCUCCUGGCGACGCCACGACGCCCGUGUCCCUGCGUUCACGCGGGUUCGCCGCCGGCGGGGGUUCCGGUUCGCCGGGUCUGCACGUGGUCAUGUCGCCGGCGGCGGCGCUGCUGCGGCGCGCCGCCGCAGCUGGUCAGGACGGCGAGGAGGAAGCGGUCGUGGUUGUGGAGAUGCCAGACGUGCGGGACAGCAUCCGCGGCUUCGUGAGCUCCGCCAACUCCACGCCGCAGCAGCCGCCCCCGUCCACGGGCGCCGGCGCCGCCGCCCGCGACCGGGCCGACCGGGCUGGCAACCCCUUCCUCUUCGCCUCCACCGGCGCCUCCCUCUCCGCGACCGGGCAGCAGCAGCAGCAAAAUAGCAGCGCUAGUGCCAGCGCCGGCGCCAGCAUCAACUUCUCAGCCGAUGCCGUGCAGCGGCUGCUCUUCGAUGCGGCCGACGCCGUGGCCGACUCCGCCGCAACGCAGCCGGCGGCCGACACGCCCUCCGCUGAGUCCUCCUCCUACAGCUGCGACUCCGACAUCGCGGCGCCGCCGGAGGAGGACGACGCCGGCACCGGCGCCAGCGGCGCCACGCCACACAUGACCUACACCGUCACCGCGGCGCCCGGCUCGCCGGUCCUGUCCUCGCGCCCCAGCGUCUACGCCGGCCUGCCCACGCCCGGGUGCCUCACGCCCUUCUCCUACAUGGGCCCCAACAGCCUGCCCGCUACGCCGCUCACCGCAGAGCUGGCCAGCGCCGCCAAGGGCGGCGCCGCCGCGGCCGCAGCCGCCGCUGCCGGCUCCGCCUCCGCCUCCAAGGCCAUAGGCGGCGGCGCGGGCGCUGCGCGGCACCACCCGCAGCCGUUCUGGGCGCCCAACGCGUCCGGGCCGGUGGGCGGCUGCAUGCCCAGCACCAACGGCGAGCGCGUGACGCUGGAGGUGCUCAACCGCCGCAUCUGCGCCAACGCCGACCUGCUGCUGGACUUCCAGGGCUCGCCCGGUCGCCAGUCAAUGCCCGGCACGUCCGCCAGUGGCGCCACGCCGCCCCGUGCUCGGACCUCCGCUGGCGGCGGCAUGCCGCAGCACCGCGGCCCCGCAGCGCUCUUCAUCAGCCCCAGCCGCAAGAGCAGCGACGGCGGUGCCACCGCCGCGGCCGCUGGGAGGAGCAUCCUCACCGGCGCAGCUGCUGCUCCCGCGCCUGCCGCGCCUGCCGCAGCGCCGGCGCCGGCCCGCACCACUGUAGCCACAAUUACUGCGGCUACUGCCCAGGCCGAUGCGGCGGCAGCGGGGGCCGCCGCCGCCGCAUCCCGCACGCGGCUGUUCCUGUCGGGCGCCGGCGUGCCUGUGCAGCAGCUGGUGGCGGCCAGCCUGGGCUCCACCCUUGCCGCCUCCGGCGCCGCCGCAGCUUCGGGCGCCAUGAACGCCGCCGCUGCCGCCCAUCUGCCGCUCAGCCAGCGGCUGGGCCUGUGGCACGCCGCGACGCUGCCGCCGCCCUACGGCGUUGCCGCAUGGGGCGUGCCGCUCGCGUGGCCGGGCAUGCCAGCCUUUGGCAUGCAGCCCGCUGCUGCCAAUGGCAUCGCAGCCUACCCCGCGCCUCGCGGCUCGGGUGGUGGCGCUGCGCCUGUGCAGCAGCAGCAGCAGCCUCGGGCACAGGCGGAGCCGGCAGUUGGCCAGCCCCAGCCGCAGGCGCGGCCGCCACCGGCGCCUGUUGCGCCGGCGGCGGCGCCGUUGUCGCAGAUUCCUGCCAAGCCGGCGGUGACCAGCCGCGAUGUGCAGACCACGCCCAGCCUGGCGGCCAAACCGAACGCGGCUGGUGCAGCGGCCAAGCCUGCCUUCCGCUCCCGCAUCCCGACCCCUGGCAGCAGCGCCUCCUCAGCCGCGGCCGGCGUGGCGGCGAACGCGCGGGCCAUCCACUCCACCGCCACCAGCGGCACUUCCCUGACCCCCGCCCAGCCCGCCGGCCCGACUUCCCGCACCGCGGCAGUGGCAGCAGCAGCAGCCGCGGCAAUGGUGACGCCGGUCAUGCCGCCGCGCCCGGCGCAGUCGCCCAGCCCUGGCGGCGCCAGCAGCGAUGAUGAGAGCAGCCUGCUGAUGUCGAGCCCGGUCGAGCGCGUCGUGCGUCGCCGCCGGCUGCUGACGUCCGCGGCGGCGGCGGGCGGGCCUCAGCGCGUGCCGGUGGCGGCCAAGCGGCCGGCCGCGGGUCCCCCAGGUGCGCGCCGGUUGCCUGGUGGUGGUGGUGGUGGCGGUGGCGGUGGUCGCAUGAUUGGGGGUAUUGAUGAGGACGAAGUGCGGCGGCGGGCGAUGGUGCUGGGCAUGCGGAUCAGCCCCUACCUUCGCCCCAAGAAGAAGUGAGGGGCCGCCAUGCGGUGCUGCGGUGUGACGGAAAGUGUGUGAGCAUGGAGUAGGAUGAGUUCCAGCGUGAUGAACGACAGAGAUGCAUAGCUGCUGAAAGGGAAAUUUAUGCAUGUGAUUCGGCAGAGAGGAUGGUUAGCUGUGGUGCUGCAGGUGGCUUUGCAGGGACACAUGGGCUUUAGCUUUGGCGUCAUGGUCCGCGGGGUAUGCGUCAGCAUGGGCAGCCUACGCACAGGUCAUGUUCCAGCGUGACUGAGCCAGCGCGGUGCUGCCCAGCAUAGCUGUGUACCGUGUGCAAGAGGGACGGGCAACAUUUCCCUUGAGGACUUCUAAGGCAGGACCGCGCCAGUGCGCGGAGACGUAAACCGAUCUGUAA